AUGAAUUCUGUUCCUGUGUUGACUGUAAAACCAUGGAGAGCCCUCUUUGAUGAGAAGUUCCAUGUGGUUGUGGGGAACUUACCACCGACACAGGAGGUCACACUACAUUCUUUACAUCAGUCUGAAGACACAGACUACUGGGAGGCGUUUGGGCAUUAUGUCAGUGAUGCUCAGGGAAGGGUCACAGUUGCCAAACAUGAAAGUUUUGGGGGCACAUAUGAGGGUGUUGAUCCAAUGGGUUUGUUGGCGAGCAUGAGACCAAUACCUGGCAGUAGAACUGGACUCAGAUUCAGGAUCAAAGAAGUCCACACUCCCAUGGUGGUGCACAUCUCUGUGUACAGGGGACACUUGAGUCAGGGGUUCAGGGAGCAGUUGGCCCUGGCAAGUGUUGUCACAGAGCGCUGGUGCAUGGCCCCCGGAGUCCGCAGGGUCGACAUCACAGAGGGAGGGGUCACAGGUACCCUGUUCCUGCCACCAGGUCCCGGACCCUUCCCUGGAGUUUUAGAUAUGUGGGGAGGUGGUGGCGGCCUGGUGGAAUAUCGUUCUGCUCUCUUGGCAUCCCACGGCUUUGCUGCCAUGGCGUUAAUGUACCUCUUCCCAGAUGCACAGAAAGCUGCUACCAUUGGCUUCCAUUACAUUGAGAAUGCUUUCAGACUGCUGCAAGAUCACCCUCUAGUGGCCUCUGACAAAAUUGCCCUGCUUGGCACAUCCUUUGGCGCCUCAGUCGCUUUAUCCCUCGCUGUCUUCUCAGAAACUGUAAAACCAAUAUGUUGUGUGUGCAUCAGUGGCAGCCAUGUUCUUACACUCAAAGCCAACCAGUCCAUUGCAGAAUCCUUCAAAGUGAUGAAAGAACAUGUCCAUAAGUCUCGCAUGGAUGAGAACAAUUGCAUAAUCUGGAGGGACACUCUUCUACCCAUUCCAGAGGAUUCUGACCUGAAAGUAGAUGUGGGGAGGAUAACAUGUCCAUUACUACUGGUUGUCGGACAAGAUGAUACAAAUUGGGCCGCUGUUGAAUCAGCUGAUGAUAUGACACAGAUGAUGGAGAGAGCAGGGAACAGUCACCUGCUGACCACUCUGUCCUACCCUGGAGCUGGUCACCUGAUUGAACCUCCGUAUGGUCCCCACUGCAGGGCUUGUACCUUUGUGUUGCAGCCAGGCCAACAGAGAGUGGUCGUGCUGUGGGGAGGCCUCACCAAACCUCACGCCGUUGCACAGGAAGACUCAUGGGAGAAGAUUCUAGAUUUUCUGCAAGAGCAUCUCUGUCACAGUGUCAAACCCCAUGUGCAGUCCAGAUUGUGA
Messenger RNA from Salvelinus namaycush (lake trout), 1299 nucleotides. Its product is annotated as acyl-coenzyme A thioesterase 1-like. NCBI's taxonomy places the organism in Eukaryota, Metazoa, Chordata, Actinopteri, Salmoniformes, Salmonidae. Gene Ontology annotation, molecular function: fatty acyl-CoA hydrolase activity. Bases 1 to 1299 code for a protein of 432 amino acids. The record is from RefSeq and is a predicted model, not a curated record. Gene Ontology annotation, biological process: fatty acid metabolic process; acyl-CoA metabolic process. The transcript is spliced from 10 exons.